This is a messenger RNA of Saccostrea echinata, 1491 nucleotides long. RefSeq lists its product as uncharacterized. Gene Ontology annotation, molecular function: translation repressor activity; ubiquitin protein ligase activity. Bases 1 to 1491 code for a protein of 496 amino acids. The transcript has 2 exons. Lineage: Eukaryota; Metazoa; Mollusca; Bivalvia; Ostreida; Ostreidae. Gene Ontology annotation, biological process: protein polyubiquitination; proteasome-mediated ubiquitin-dependent protein catabolic process; negative regulation of translation. The record is from RefSeq and is a predicted model, not a curated record.
AUGGCCGUACCAAAUACUCCUCAGCAUUAUAUUGAGUGUGAAAUGUGUGAAGAAAACUGUCUGUACCACUGCAAUUCAUGUUACGUGAGACUGUGUGAAAAGUGUCGUGAAACACACAAAAUAAAUCCGUACACCAAAGCCCAUGAUAUUGCAUCCAACGAUGUACUGGAUGACAUUCAGGAUGAUGUCACUAAAGCAAAAAAGAUGAUUGAUGAGACAAGAAGAAAACUUAAAUUGGAAACAGAGGUUGUUAAACGUGAAAUUGAAACAGCAUUAUCCGAGAAAAUGGCCCAAUUAGAGAAAAUAGAGAAGGAUACACUCGAAGACUUGUACACACAAAGCAAGGCAAUGACUGAUUACAUUUCUUAUCUCAAUGGACUUGCAAAGAAAUAUCAGUUCAAACUUGCAAAUAAAGACCCGGAAUAUCUCGUUCGAAAUGAGGCAGAGGAGAUAAAACCUAUCCCAAGGACGUUAAAGCCUGCCUAUCCAACAGUGAUCGCUGGAACCUUCUACAAAGCUGAUGUUCUGAGGGCUUUGAGUAAAAUCGUCCCUAAUGUGUCAAUAGAAAAAAGAAAUAUUCGGAGAUUGUAUAGUCAGAAGACCCUCUCCCAUCUUCAGUUUCUGAAACAAAACCAGAGAGAUAUGAUUAACCCUAGGCCUGGUAAACGGUGGAAAAUGUCCAACUUUGUCACUGAGGCAAGGGGAAUCACUGUUCAAGGUAUGAAAAAUAUUCUUCAUGUCUCUAAAGAUAAUGCAAACAGAUUCUGGGUCAGCGAAUUUGGUGGGAAUCUUGUGCAGACUGAUAUAAAGGGAAAUCGGCUGUGGAGCAUAAGCAUUAGUGGAACAGGAGGAGCUUGCCAUACAGUGACAAUGCACGGCAAUCUCUUAUUUGUAGGAAAGGAAAACAAUAUUAUCUACAAAAUAUCAGAUGACAAGAUUAUAAAAUUCAUACACUCAAAGGACUGGACUGCGCUUAGCAUUUACGCCUCAUACAGAAAUGAGGACAUACUAGUGGGAAUGAUUAAAGAUAAUACUGAAACAAAUGAUGCUAAAGUUACAAGGUACAGCAAAACGGGAAAGAAAAUUCAGGAUAUAAAGAAUAAAUGCUGGACACGAAUACUGUACAAAUUUCCAGUUUACCUUACAGAGAAUAUUAAUGGAGAUGUCUGUGUAUCGGAUGGGCGAAGGGAGGCAGUGGUGGUUGUAAAUAAAGCAGGAAAAUAUCGAUUCUCCUACACAGGUCAGCAAUCAAAUUCAGAGUUCUCACCGUGCGGAAUAUGUACUGGCACCCUCGGCCACAUUCUGAUUUGUGAUCCAAAGAGUUAUUCAAUUCACCUCUUGGACAAGGACGGUUUGUUCCUUUCUCUAUUGAACAUUGGUCAAUCAGGUUUGAUCAAACCUUGUGGACUGUGUGUGGAUUUGGAGAACCAGCUGUAUGUUGGAUACUAUGAUAGCAAUACACUGACAAGAUACACAUUGUACAAAUACUAA